Messenger RNA from Aspergillus sclerotioniger CBS 115572, 755 nucleotides. Its product is annotated as putative pathogenesis associated protein Cap20. NCBI's taxonomy places the organism in Eukaryota, Fungi, Ascomycota, Eurotiomycetes, Eurotiales, Aspergillaceae. The transcript has 2 exons. The record is from RefSeq and is a predicted model, not a curated record. The annotation marks the transcript as partial.
UAUGCCGCACGCAGAAAACGGCACUAUGGGUGAGAACUCUGUAAACGGGGAUGCCGUCCAUUCUCAAUUCCUCGAUCAUUUGACAUCCUAUCCUAUUGUUUCCGACUCCAUCACAGUCUUCAAGACCAAUAAGUACGCCGCAAAGUCCCUGGAAUAUGCCGAUCAAGGCUACACUCGCUUGGCCAAGCCAUUUCUUCCUUACUUCUCAAAGCCUUACGGUUAUGUUGCCCCAUACGUCGCGCAGGCCGAUUCCCUCGGAGAUAAGGGUCUGAGCAAGGUCGACUCAACGUUCCCGUUCAUCAGGGAGGAUACGAGCACGCUCAAGGGAACGAUCAAAGAUGGCGUCUCUUUUCCUGUGCGGUUUGUCUAUGACCUCAAGGGUCAUGUCUUUGAUACCUAUGGUUCCGAGUAUAAGAAAUGUGGAGGAGACGGAGUGGUCGCGAGCGGCAAAGCCAUUAUCACGACCAGCUUGGUGCUGUCGCAGGAGUCGCUGGCCUACGUCAGCUCAUUGCUACAGGCCAAGAAGGCGCAGGUCAAGGAAGCGGUCAAUGACAGGGUCGACAACUAGGCGAUUGUUGGUGGGUAGUUGUUGGUGUUUCAGCUGGUCUGUUCUGCGAUUUGGAGAUGUUCUUGUGCGUGUGCUUGAAUCUCUAGAAAGCUUGCUCUGGGAGGCUUGUCUCCUUUAUUUUGUUGUCUUGAACAUGGGCGGUUCCGUUUGAUUCGCAUUGUGCUGUUGGAACCCGCAUUUGGAUACA